Messenger RNA from Prunus armeniaca (apricot), 279 nucleotides. NCBI's taxonomy places the organism in Eukaryota, Viridiplantae, Streptophyta, Magnoliopsida, Rosales, Rosaceae. The record is from the annotation of a GenBank genome assembly.
AUGGGAGUGGCCGUUAACAGGAUAACAAGUGGCGUCAUAUCCAUGACUUUUCUCUCACUAUACAAGGCCAUUACGAUUGGUGGGGCCUUCUUUCUCUACGCAGGGAUUGGUGCGUUGAGUUGGGUCUUCUUUUAUAUGUUGCUCCCCGAAACCAGGGGAAGAAACCUUGAAGAGACGGAGGUGCUAUUUGGUAAAUAUCACAGGUGGAAAAAAGCGAAUGCCGUGCUCAGGGAGAGCAAGCAAGGCGAUGGCGACGAAAACAAAAGUCAAGUCAACUAG